GGUGUUGUUAUUGUGUUUAUUGAUGACAUUCUUAUUCCAGCAGAGGAUAAGUACCAAGCCUUAGAACGCUUGAAGGAGGUCCUGAAGGUAGCGUCAGAAUAUGGAUUAUGCAUCAAUUGGAAGAAGUCUCAGUUAUUAACAAGAAGAGUAGAAUAUCUUGGUCAUGUUAUUGAGAAUGGUAUUGUGAUGCCAUCCCCAGGGAAGACGGAUGCUGUUACAAAAUUUCCUGAGCCAUGCAGUUUAAAGCAGCUACAUAGUUUCCUAGGUUUGUGCUCAUACUUUAGAAAGUUUAUACCUAAAUAUGCACUUAUAGCCAAGCCUCUCACGGAUUUAUUAAAAAAGAAUAGCCAGUUUAAAUUUACUGAUGAGCAUAGAGCUGUUUUUCAUGAGUUAAAAAUGAAGUUAGCUUCCAGACCUGUGCUGAAAAUUUAUAAUCAAUAUGAUGAAACAGAAUUGCAUACAGAUGCAUCAAGUGUGGCCUAUUCAGCAAUUUUAAUGCAAAAGGGUGGAGAUGGAGCGAUGCACCCAGUUCAUUACAUGAGCCGGAGGACAACAGAUGCACAAGCUAAAUAUACAAGCUAUGAGCUUGAGGCACUAGCAAUAGUUGAAGGGGUAAAAAAAUUUAGGCACUAUGUGUAUGGGAAACAUUUCAAAAUAGUUACCGACUGUAAAGCAUUCCAAAUGACUCUUAAUAAAAAGACUUGGCUUUAUCUACUAGAGUUGCUCGGUGGAUUUUACUUUUGCAAGAUUAUGAUUUUACUGUAGAACACCGUCAAGGUACUGAAAUGAGACAUGCUGAUGCGCUUAGUCGAAACCCAUAUGUAGGAACAAUAACUUCUAACUUGCAUAAGGAUAUGCAGCAUGCACAGGAUGGUGAUGAAGGUCUUAAUGCAAUAAAGAAAAUUCUAGAAGAUGGAGGGUCGUACAAGGAUUAUUACUUAAAUCAGGGAUUACUUUAUAAAGGGCCAGAACACCAAUUGGUUGUGCCAAGUGCUAUGGAGACUGAGAUUAUUAAAAGAGCUCAUAACAAUGGUCAUUUUGCCAAGAAGAAAACAUUAGAUUUGAUAAGCAAAGAUUAUUAUAUUGAUAAAGUAGGAAGAAAAGUUGAAGAUUUUGUUGCAUCAUGCAUACCCUGUUUAUUAUCAAAUAGAAAGGAAGGCAAAAAGGAAGGUUACCUUAAUCCCAUUGAUAAGGGUGAUACCCCAUUGCAUACCCUACAUUUAGAUCAUGUUGGACCACUGACGGAGACUAAUAAACAGUACAACCACAUUCUUACUAUAAUUGAUGCAUUUACCAAAUUUGUUUGGUUAUUUCCGUGUAAAAGUACAACUACCAAAGAGGUUUUGAUUAAAUUAGAAGUAUUGCAGCAAACGUUUGGAAACCCUGAACGGGUUAUCACAGAUCGAGGUACUGCAUUUACCAGUAAUGAUUUCCAGCAAUACUGUAUUAGGGAGGGUAUAGAGUGCUGUCAUAUUACUACAGGAGUUCCAAGAGGGAACACUCCUUAUAUUUUCUACAAUAAAAAUUGUAGAAAAUAUAAGGAGGGAGACAUUGUAGCAAUAAAGCGAACCCAGUUUGGUCCUGGAAUGAAGAUAAAACCUAAAUACUUGGGACCGUACCGGAUCACCAAAGUCAAAAGAUUUGAUAGGUAUGAUGUAGAGAAAGUGGACCAAUCCACUGAAGGCCCAAAUAAGACAUCUACAGCGGCAGAUCUUAUGAAACAAUGGCCAGAUAAUAUUAAUCAAAAGUAGAGUUCUCUUUGUAAGGUAAUUGUAAUUGGUAGAAGUUGAUAAAUGGAGAGGAAUGGUAAGGAAUGGAAAUAGGAAAAGGGAAAGAAUUAAAAGCUAGUAAUGAUAGAGUAAUCUUUUAU
Molecule: messenger RNA, 1870 nt
Organism: Manduca sexta (tobacco hornworm)
Lineage: Eukaryota; Metazoa; Arthropoda; Insecta; Lepidoptera; Sphingidae
Exons: 1
Coding region: 786-1751 (321 amino acids)
Biological process (GO): DNA integration
Molecular function (GO): nucleic acid binding
Source: RefSeq, a predicted model, not a curated record